Messenger RNA from Gadus macrocephalus (Pacific cod), 1964 nucleotides. RefSeq names its product Spi-1 proto-oncogene b (gene spi1b). Gene Ontology annotation, molecular function: sequence-specific DNA binding; DNA-binding transcription factor activity, RNA polymerase II-specific. Bases 313 to 1113 code for a protein of 266 amino acids. Gene Ontology annotation, biological process: regulation of transcription by RNA polymerase II; cell differentiation. NCBI's taxonomy places the organism in Eukaryota, Metazoa, Chordata, Actinopteri, Gadiformes, Gadidae. The transcript has 5 exons. The record is from RefSeq and is a predicted model, not a curated record. Gene Ontology annotation, cellular component: nucleus.
GAGUCCUAAUGACAAAUCACCAAUGCUCAGAAACCUUCAGCAGACACACUUCAGCAGACACACUCGGUGCUCACACCGACAAAAGUCAAGGUUUCCUUUUCUCUUUUUGAGUCUCAAAACGCUCGCAGGGUUCUAGUUAUUUCAGAUACAGGCGCACUACCAUAAACUUUUGUGUAUACUUGAGGAUUGAACGAGAAAGAGACAUUUGGGGGUUUCUGUCGGGGAAAGGAAAUUUUGAAACGUUGUGCAAUGCUGCCACAAAAGUUUUGAAAGAUUAUAAGAGAAAAAACUGUGAGUGAGUUGGACGUCUCCAUGUUGCAUCCAUACAGAAUGGAGAGCUACCUCAUCCCCCCUCCUCCAGAAGAAAUGUAUGAUCCUGAGAUCUAUAGACAACAAAUCGCAGAAUAUCCAUAUAAUCCAUAUAUCCUUGAUGGAGAUAUCCAAUCAGAACACUGGGACUACCACCCUCACCACGUGCAUGUCCACGGAGAGUUUGAGAACCUACCAGAAAACCAGUUCACCGAGUUGCAGAGCGUUCAGCCUCUGCACGCGCCGACCCUGAUCCGGCCCGACACCCUGCGUUACGACAUGGUGGACCUCCUGGAUCCCGGCGUGCCCACACACCACCACGUCCUGCAGCAGCCAGUCUCAUUCUUCCCGCGGCCCAUGUUCCAGCACGCCUCGCCAGCUCACCGCAGCUCUGACGAGGAGGAUCGUGGCGGCCGGAGCCCCCCGCUGGAGGUGUCCGAUGAGGAGAGUCUGAGGGGCCGCCUGCCACCUUCCACGCAUGGAGAACUGGGCAACAAAAAGAAGAUCCGCCUGUACCAGUUCCUGUUGGAUCUCCUGCGGAACGGAGACAUGAAGGACAGUAUCUGGUGGGUGGACAGAGACAAGGGGACCUUUCAGUUCUCUUCCAAACACAAGGAGGCCCUCGCUCACCGCUGGGGGAUUCAGAAGGGAAACCGAAAAAAAAUGACAUAUCAGAAGAUGGCUCGCGCCUUACGCAACUAUGGCAAAACCGGCGAAGUGAAGAAAAUAAAGAAGAAGUUGACUUACCAGUUCAGUGGUGAGAUUCUUGGAAAAUCCCAUUUAGAGAGAAAGACGUAUAUGUAAGAGAGAGGGGAUUAUAACAGUGCACCAAACAAAACAUAAAGAGCAAUCCAGGGCCUUUUGUGCAUAGCAUUAUUUUUUUUAUGUUUUAAUAUUGUAAACUAUUAGUGACUUGAUACAAUAGUCUACUGACUCAAGCCAAAUGACACAAAGAUCUCGCCGUGAAUAUUUUCCAAAUGAAUAAUCGGGCACACCACUGUUGAGUCAUGUUAAAGCUGCAAGUUGCACUUAGCUUCGCACUUCCAAAUAUGGCUUAUUUCUCUGGAACUUGACAAGUCAAAAUGUUCCAUAAUAGCAAUAGAGAGAACCACUAGAUGUCCUCAGAGAUCACGCUGUGUUUAUUUUCAACAAGUUUAAGCAUUUUGGUUAAGUUGAAUGUGUCUUUUUCUGCAGUCCCAAAGGUACAUAGUUCUCUGUUAUGAUGUCUCAAGCAUUAUGGACUAUUGAAAUACAUACAGCGGUAUGAUCAAACAAAUUGAAUAUUCACUUUUUUAUUUACUGUUUUAGACUAUUAACACAGUUCACACAAUGUGAUGUGAACCUGCCUGUAUUAGCAUUGAGGCUAUGCGAUUGUCAGACUAUACACUGUAAGAACCUUUUCCUCAGGGUAUUGUAACUGGAGAAUGGUUAACACAUUGCUUGAGAAUUGCUUUAUUUUAAUAAUUGUCCUACAAUACAGCAGACGUAAGCUCUUACAAAGCAGAGCAUAUGUCAAGCGAUAUAAAUAAAUGUUGUCCACUUCCAUUAUUGAGAAACAACCUUUUUCUGCGGUUUUGCAAUGUAAUGUAUGUGUAAUUAUAUUUUUGUAAAUGAUGAUAUCUGUAAUAAUCUUGUAAUAAAAAUUCUGAGAUGUU